Colletotrichum godetiae is the source of this 2394-nucleotide messenger RNA. RefSeq lists its product as uncharacterized. The coding region runs from base 1 to 2394 and encodes 797 amino acids. The transcript has 9 exons. NCBI's taxonomy places the organism in Eukaryota, Fungi, Ascomycota, Sordariomycetes, Glomerellales, Glomerellaceae. The record is from RefSeq and is a predicted model, not a curated record.
AUGCCACGAGACCAUCACUCCCACUCGCCAAAAGAGCAUCCGCGCCAAUCAAUUACUGAUGAAGAAACCAUGACUUUUAGUCGCUACAUGUCGUGCCCAUAUGGCGACGACUUUGACUUCCUUCCUUCUGACGUUCUGGGCAAUCGAUCCCGCAACGAGCAAUACCACUGGGGUGAUAUCACCUAUAGAUACCGGGCUCAAGGCGACAACGGCUGGAUUGAUGGGGAUUCUGCUCAGCAGCGUAGGCCUGUCAAAACCUUAUCUCAGAGCAACGAUGUUCUUGCCGCCGCGGACCUCUCGCCUACGCUACCUUCUGGUCCGCUCAACAUGGCUCGCGAAUGGCUCAAUGUUGAUGGCGAUCUCGCACUGCGUUUCGACAUCAGCAACACCGGCAAUUCCGACAUUGAGAUUGGCAACGCAAUGGCGGCUUGUUCUCUGUCUGAGCCAUACAUCGGCAUGGAUUCUGGCCAAAUUCGCGUUAAUUCCAUCAAAGGCACGGGCUCAGCUUUAGUUGUCACGGCCCUCACUGGCACCAAUUCGCCCAUGGAAGCUUACCGAAAUCUUUGGGAAUGGGGCUACGAAGGAUCUUGGCAAGUCCUUACAAAAGCAUGGGCAGAAAACGAGUGGGCUGUUCAGAAGGCACAAUCUUGGAACCCACCCUCUUCUAGAACAUUAACCCUCGGUUCAAUUCUUCGAUUCGGAGUAAGGUUUAGUGUCGUUACCGAAGGCGUGCGGGGAUUUGACAAAGCGGUCCGGAAGACUCGUCACCCCACAGCCAUCAGCGUCCCGGGCUACAUUCUGCCUAGGGAUCUGCCAGGAAAACUGUUCCUUCAGUCUGACUCCCCGAUUUCCAGUAUCUCUGUUGACCCUCAGGGAUCACUAUCUGUGGACCCCGCGGGAGACGCUGCUUACACCUUGACGCCCGGAGUAGUGACGUUGACAUAUGAUGACGGAAAGAUUCAGACAAUCCACUACUAUAUCACCAAGCCUGCCUCUGAAACCAUUCAGACUAUGGGGCAUUUUCUCACGACAGAAGCACACUUCACCGAUGAGUCUGACCCUUUUGGUCGUACGCCAUCAAUCAUUACCUACGAUUGCCAAAGCAUGUCGAUGGUUACGCAAGAUCCCAGAGCCUGGGUACCCGGACUGAGCGACGAGAGUGGAGCAGGAGCUUACAUUGCUGCCACUGUUAAGCAAACUAUUUACCCAGACGCCGACGAAGUUAGGAUUCUUGACGCGUUUGUGAACAAUGUGGUUUGGGGAAACAUCCAACAAGAGGACUUUGCGGUACGGAACUCUCUUGUCUUUUACGAGCCGGCCGAGGUCCCAGGAUUCACGUAUGAAAACUUUGACUGGACCUCUUGGACAUCCUGGAGUAAGGAUCGGUCACACGCGACUGACAGAGCCUACAACUAUGUUCAUCCCUCUGCGGCAUACUGGUCUCUCUAUAGAGUUGGACGCGCCUACCCGGAGCUAAUGGGCCUGAUGGGAGAGACCGUUUGGGGCAUGAUUGUGACUGACCUUCUACGUGAAGGGUUUGAUGACGAAGCAGCUACUCUGGAAGUACUUAUGAAGUCUCGAGCCGAGCACUGGGACUCUGUUGACGCCCCUUUUGGGAGCGAGAUGGCCUGGGACUCCACCGCCCAAGAAGGUGUCUACUACUGGGCGAGAUAUUUCGGAUUCAAAGAUUUAGCAACACGGGCAGUAGACACCGUCCUUGGCUUCACCUCCAAUUACUGGGAUUUUGAUCUUGCCGGAAAGCUGCGCAGGCUUGAGCGCCAGAUCCAUCACUACGGUUCCGCUUUGGACUCUCAAGUCUUACUCUCGGCGUUGCGUGACGACCCUCCUGACUCCUAUCUUCUACGCACCGGUCAUGGCGGAAGCUUUGCACCCCUUUCAAGCAUCAAUGAAGCUGGUUGUCCAAGCGCCGGAUCCCAUUCAUUCCCCGACACCUUACAAUGGGACGGCUUCACUGCCGACUAUGACCCGGGAUUUCUCGGCAUGGCCCUCAACACGGGAACAUAUGUUGCCGAAGAUGAACAAGUCGGUCUCGUUGCUUACGGCGGAGAGCUUUCGAUCGAUGGAUCGAAAGUGACGGUUGAACCUCGCGACCCUGUCAGAAAGAGGGUCUUCAUUGGUCCGCUGGCUGUUUUGAUCACGGUUGAUGCGGGUGUCAUUGAGCAGUUUGCCUGUGAUGUCAACACGAGAUCCAUCUCCAUGACAUUGUUGCAGCUUGUGAACGCCCCAAAGGCGAUGAACGCUACUGUCUGGAUGGAGUCGACAGAGGUCUCGUGGGAUAUCAGUGGCGAUAACGUUGAGGUUGCCCGCGGCGGAUGGAGAGUUCCUAUGGCUCAAGAUAGAGUCAACAUUAUGCUGUCUCCGAAAUCAGUCUGA